AGGGUAGAAGAAAGAGGGAGCGGGAGGUACAACAUUCUCGUGUGUGUUUUCACUCUGGUCGGACACCAGCUUAUAUAAACACGGUCCACUGUAGCUUCUGCUCAUUCAUUUUUGACUGCUUAACUGGGAGAAUGUCUGGCCGAGGCAAAGGAGGUAAAGGUCUGGGGAAGGGAGGUGCUAAGAGGCACCGUAAAGUGCUGCGAGAUAAUAUCCAAGGCAUUACUAAACCUGCUAUCCGUCGUUUGGCUCGUCGCGGGGGAGUAAAGCGCAUUUCUGGUCUCAUUUACGAGGAGACACGGGGUGUCCUGAAAGUGUUUCUGGAAAACGUUAUUCGAGAUGCUGUUACCUACACUGAGCACGCUAAGAGGAAGACUGUGACUGCUAUGGAUGUUGUCUACGCUCUGAAACGCCAAGGCCGUACUCUCUAUGGUUUUGGAGGCUAAGAAAUACCCUUGACUUUCAACAACAAAAGACCCAAAGGCCCUUUUAAGGGCCACC
Hemicordylus capensis (graceful crag lizard) is the source of this 498-nucleotide messenger RNA. RefSeq names its product histone H4. NCBI's taxonomy places the organism in Eukaryota, Metazoa, Chordata, Lepidosauria, Squamata, Cordylidae. Gene Ontology annotation, cellular component: nucleosome. Gene Ontology annotation, biological process: nucleosome assembly. The coding region runs from base 132 to 443 and encodes 103 amino acids. The transcript has a single exon. The record is from RefSeq and is a predicted model, not a curated record. Gene Ontology annotation, molecular function: protein heterodimerization activity; structural constituent of chromatin; DNA binding.